CUUCUCUCCCGUCCCUUCUCUCUCUUCGUGAUGUGUUGUUAUUUAGUAAGCUGUUAAGCUAAAGCCAGGGCCGCUCCUCUGCUGUUAAGCUAAAGCGCGCUGGCCUGCUCCCACCGCCGCCCACCCCCCCCGUCUUCUUCCUCACCCAUCUCCGCCAGUCCCCUUCCUCACUGCAUUUCUUGGUUUUCUCCCUCCACCGGAACCAAGCGAUGUCUCCGGCGCCGAGUUCGCAUCAUUCGCAAACCAAUUCGAGGAAGGAGAAGCGGAUGCGGAAGGUGGACACCUUCGCGCCGCACAACGAUGGCCACCAAUGGAGGAAGUACGGCGAGAAGAAGAUCAACAACACCAACUUCCCCAGGUAUUACUACAGAUGCACGUACAAGGACAACAUGAGCUGCCCGGCCACGAAGCAGGUGCAGCAGAAGGACCACAGCGACCCGCCAUUGUACGCGGUCACCUACUACAGCGACCACUCGUGCAACAGCGCCUUCCUCCCGCUCUCCCCCUCCGAGUUCCAGCUGCGGACACCGUCCGGGAAGGCCGUCUCCAUCUGCUUCGACUCCUCGUCCGGGGCGGCGGCGGCCGUGGCGUCGGUCGCCACCAAUGCUAGCGGCGGCUCGCCCUCUUCCAGCGCCGCGGCGGCGCGGCGAGGCACGCCGCCGGAUAUCAGUUACCCGUCCGACCUGCGGCGGUCUGACACUUACCCGUGGGGCGCCGGCGCCGUGGAGCAGAAGCUGGCGUCCUGCGCCACCGAGUGCCACGACGCCUUCUCGGCCGGCGCCGUGCCGGAGGAGGUGGUAGAUGCAGGCAGAUUUGGGUCUAUCAGGUUCUUCCAUUUUUUGUAAAUUCAUCGGUGGAAGGCAACUGAUUUUACUUCGACAAACUAAGGCCCUGUUCCAAUCUCGCGAGAUAAACUUUAGCAGCUAUUUUUUAGCUACUUUUAGCCAUUUAUAAUCUAAACAUGAGAGCUAAUGGUGAUAAUUGAAACUAAACUUUAGCACUUCAAUUCAUAUAGCUAAAGUUUAGCAGGAAGCUAAAGUUUAGCUCAUGAGAUUGAAACGGGGCCUAAUAUGAUACAGAUGUUUCUUUUUUACAUGCCGAAGCUUACCCGACAUUCGCAUGCAACUUUUUUUUUCUUGGUUCAAA
Molecule: messenger RNA, 1146 nt
Organism: Zea mays
Lineage: Eukaryota; Viridiplantae; Streptophyta; Magnoliopsida; Poales; Poaceae
Exons: 3
Coding region: 210-845 (211 amino acids)
Biological process (GO): regulation of DNA-templated transcription
Molecular function (GO): sequence-specific DNA binding; DNA-binding transcription factor activity
Source: RefSeq, marked validated